GCAUGUGUGAGGGAAAGGAGGCCUCGACGAAGUAGGUAGUAAAAUGUACAAUUUUCUGUUCAUACUUUUCUUUAAUUAUUUGAUAUCGCUGAUUAUUUCUAGGGAUGGAAUUACGUAUACGUGUUGUUAUGACCAUUACUACAACGGAUCAACAUGUGUUGGUUGUCUCGCUGGUUUUUAUGGUACUGAUUGUUUAAAACCUUGCGAUGUCACCUUUUAUGGUGAACAAUGCAGCAAAACGUGCAAUUGCAGUACACAACAUAUAUGUCAUCAUAUACAUGGAUGCAUUUUUGAGUAUAGCGGAAGUUCAGAGAUUCCCACUACAGGUUAUGAAAGUACUAGUACCGAUCAUACUCCAACUAACUCAAAACCACCUUUACCUGCUUUGACGUCAACAUCACCCGCUACAGAUAUUCAGUUUCCGCUUCAAACCAACAUUUUUAUUUUUGCAAUCGGCAGUGUGAUGGCGCUGUUCCUUGGUAUAAUUGUUGUACAGCUUUGUAUUAAACUUCGUAUUAAACGAAGAAAGUAUACACAACAGAUAUCCGUCAAACGGAAACCAGUCAGAGAGGAAGAAACUUAUAAUGAAAUUGACGAGUCGUUAAUGAACAUAGAAAUAGAUGAUAGCCGCAAUGAACAACGACAUGGUGGCAAAUAUGAUGAGUUACAAGCAACAAAUCAACUUACCGGCGUACCAUAUGAUAAAAUAAAGACCCAAACACAAUAUCAAGAUACAAAUGGUUCUCAAGCCGAACUGUCCUGCAACUCUGAUUCUAGUAACAGCAAUACAUCAUACCUAAAACCUAUGAUUACCGAAAACCAUGAUGACAUAGAUGUUAUACAUUCCAGUACUGCGAGAUAUAAAAAUACAUUUCAUGACAGCCAUGUUGACUUGAUAAAUGAUGACAGCAAAGUGUCGCCUCAAUACCUUGAUCCUGUCCACAAUAUACAUGAUGAUGAAAUUUCAAUACAAAGCCAUGAAAUACGCGACAAUAAUGAUUCAUAUCUAGAUGUAACGCAUGAUACAUUCGUCUAAUACAAUUGUGUUGUUUUUCAUAUU
Molecule: messenger RNA, 1060 nt
Organism: Magallana angulata
Lineage: Eukaryota; Metazoa; Mollusca; Bivalvia; Ostreida; Ostreidae
Exons: 3
Coding region: 44-1036 (330 amino acids)
Source: RefSeq, a predicted model, not a curated record